UGGUCCCCGCCAACUGCUUCUCGGUUCUGUAUAGUUGAAAAAGUAAAAAACAAGAGCUCCUCUUUUCAACCUAUAUCAUUCAGAUAUGGAGUAGUAGAAGGUAUAUACACAAAUCUGCGAUUAAAAAAACACUUAAAACAGGCUGUUUAUUCGGGUGCGAUGGAGAUAUCAAAAUUGAAGGCGCUUCUAAAAAAUAUAUCAGGUUUAUUUCAUUUAUCUUCUCGUGAUAACUUAAGCUUUGAACCAGUUCAGAGGUAUUAUCAAAAGGUUGAAGAGAUGUUCAAGGUGAUGAAGCUAGUGCUUGAUGCUAUUAAUGAUGCUGAAAUAGCUUCUCAUGAAUCACUUCAAGAGCCAUUUGCAAGCUUGUAUGACUCGGUUGAUGAAUUAAGAGAAAUAUUUGAGACGUGGCAUCCAUUAAUGAGUAAAGUUUAUUUUGUUCUGCAAGUUGAAUCCUUAAUGAUAAAGGUCCGUUCAUCUGGGUUAGAUAUUUUUGAGUUUCUAAAAAGUUCUGAUCAACCUCUCCCUGUUGAAUUGAGCACGGCAUCUCUUGAGCACUGCCUCCAAAAACUUAAGCAUUUGGGAUUGGAACAAACAUCAGCUGUUAUCACAAAAGCUACAAGGGAUCAGGUGGAGGGCUCUGGACCCACUUCAGAUUGUCUGGUAAAAAUUACAGAUUCUUUGAGCUUAAAGUCCAAUCAGGAACUUCUUAUAGAGGCUGUGGCCCUUGAAAAGUUAAAAGAGAAUGCCGAGCAAGCUGAAAAAAAUGUUGAAGUUGACUAUCUUGAUCAACUAUUAGCUCUUGUUACCUACAUGCAUGAGCGGCUUGUUCUGCUGAAACAGUCUGAGAGUUAUAACACUGUUCAAAUACCUGCUGAUUUCUGUUGCCCUCUCUCGCUUGAGCUCAUGACAGACCCUGUAAUUGUGGCUUCAGGACAGACCUAUGAGCGGGCUUUCAUCCGAAAAUGGAUUGAUCUUGGGCUCACUGUUUGCCCAAAGACGCGCCAAGUUUUGGCACAUACUAAUCUUAUCCCUAACUACACUGUAAAGGCACUGGUUGCCCAUUGGUGUGAAUCAAAUGGCGUAAAGCUGCCUGACCCCAUGAGGUCAAUGAAUUUAAACAUACCUUCUUCUCUCCUUAGACAUGCAGCAUCUGGUGCACCCCGAGAUUCACAAACGGCUCCAGACUCUGCAUACUCAAGCGGUUCGCCAGGAAAUAACUUCAUCUCAUCUAGUGUAACCAAUCGGGAGGGAACUUCUCCAUCACGUCCACGCUCAUCUUCUGAGGAUUCCUUGUCUGAGGAAGCUGAAAACGGGCAUGCUUUAAACAUUGAUAGCUUGUCCCCCAGAAGAUCUGAAAACAGGCAAGCGAAUUUGGGGGAUAAAAAUUUGGAUUCGGGUUCCCGAACCACAAUGUCACCUACUGGAGAAAUGCCCAAUGUUUCGAGGACUAAUGGGUCAUUAUCACAUGGUCAUAAUAGGACAAGCUCAGCCUCUAGCACACUUUCUAAUGCAAACUUUUCACAAGGAAUCCCUGGCGAUAACAACGAGGCCUCCUCACUGGUCACGGCAUACAGUAUUGAUGAUUCAGGUGAGCUUACAUCAGAACGCCAGUCUGCUGCUACUUUGUCCUCUGCUCAGAGAGAGCCUGAGUUUUCACCCCGAUUUGAGACAAGAUCUCGAACUCAGUCAAUUUGGCGCAGGCCUUCUGAUCGAUUUGUUCCUAGAAUUGUGUCUUCUCCUGCUGUUGAGACAAGGGCUAUACCUACUGCUGUCGAGAUCCAGAUUCAGAAGAUGGUUCAGGAUUUAAAGAGCACUUCGAUGGAAGAACAAAGAGAUGCUACAGCUGAACUUCGUUUACUUGCAAAACAUAACAUGGACAAUCGUAUUGUAAUUGCAAACUGCGGUGGCAUACCCUUGUUGGUCAAUCUACUUCGAUCAACAGACGCAACAACACAGGAAAAUGCUGUCACUGCACUUCUUAAUCUGUCAAUCAAUGAUAACAACAAGGCUGCUAUAGGAAACGCUGAUGCAAUUGAUCCACUAAUUUAUGUCCUUGAGUCGGGGACCGCUGAAGCUAAAGAAAAUUCUGCUGCCACACUUUUCAGUUUGUCAGUGAUUGAGGAUAACAAAGUCAAGAUUGGGAGAUCUGGUGCAAUUCAACCUCUGGUUGAUUUGUUGGGGCAUGGAACUCCUAGGGGAAAGAAAGAUGCAGCCACAGCUUUGUUCAAUUUGUCAAUUUUUCAUGAAAACAAGGCCCGCAUUGUGCAGGCUGGUGCAGUGAAGUACCUUGUGGAACUGAUGGACCCUGCAGCAGGCAUGGUUGAUAAAGCCGUUGCUGUUUUGUCAAAUCUUGCUACUAUUCAUGAGGGAAGGGCAGCAAUUGGCCAGGAAGGAGGUAUUCCUGUCCUUGUUGAAGUUGUUGAACUGGGAUCUGCAAGAGGGAAGGAAAAUGCAGCUGCUGCCCUUUUACAGCUUUGCACUAACAGCAGUAGAUUUUGCAAUAUGGUACUCCAGGAAGGAGCUGUCCCACCGUUAGUGGCUUUGUCACAGUCGGGCACCCCAAGAGCAAAGGAAAAGGCUCAAGCGCUUCUGAGCUACUUCAGAAACCAACGACAUGGCAAUGGUGGUAGAGGAUAACUGCGAAAGUUUAAAGUGGUAUGUCCUCUAAUGUUUAAAGUAAGAGUCAUACAGUGUACAUUUGAUGUUGCAAAUAAUGCAUUUGAAUGUUGUAGUUCUUUUAUGUGUGUACUUAAUUUUAAAAAAGCCGGAGAAAGAAAGAAAAGAACUGAUUUAAGGGAGGCUUAUUAGGCCCUUUGGUAGUGACUUUGUGAAUUGUCAAACUUUGUAUAUGUAGCUCAAUUUUUGCAGCUUCUGUAUGUAUCUGGGGCCACAGAUUAUUUAUAUUUUAAAGAGAAAAUAUAGUUAUGUGUUUUUA
Messenger RNA from Daucus carota subsp. sativus, 2935 nucleotides. RefSeq names its product U-box domain-containing protein 4. Gene Ontology annotation, biological process: protein ubiquitination. Gene Ontology annotation, molecular function: ubiquitin-protein transferase activity; protein binding. Bases 160 to 2637 code for a protein of 825 amino acids. The record is from RefSeq and is a predicted model, not a curated record. Lineage: Eukaryota; Viridiplantae; Streptophyta; Magnoliopsida; Apiales; Apiaceae. The transcript is spliced from 5 exons.